AUGGACGCUCGAUGCCACUGCGGCGCCGUCCGCUUCAAGACGCCGCUGGCCGCGCCGUUGGCCACCUACAUCUGCCACUGCGACGCGUGCAAGUCGCUGACGAGCUCGGCCUUUGCCAUGUCGGCCAUCUUUCCCAAGUUUCCGCUCCCCGCGUCGGACGUCUUGAGCUGCUACACGCGGCUGACCUCGACGGGGGCGACGUUGUAUUGCUACUUUUGCCGAAACUGCGGCACCAGGGUUGUUCACAGCACGGAUUCCAAGAAUGUAGUCUCUGUGAGGGGCGGCUGCGUGUCGGGCAUAGACUGGACCAAGGCCGUUCACAUCUGGACCAAGAGCGCCAUGGUGCCCAUCCCGGAGAGCUCCGAGUCGUACUCGGAGGAGUCGUCAGAUAGCAGCGGACAAGCGUCGGCUCAGCAGCUUCUGGACUGA
Molecule: messenger RNA, 429 nt
Organism: Akanthomyces muscarius
Lineage: Eukaryota; Fungi; Ascomycota; Sordariomycetes; Hypocreales; Cordycipitaceae
Exons: 4
Coding region: 1-429 (142 amino acids)
Molecular function (GO): carbon-sulfur lyase activity
Source: RefSeq, a predicted model, not a curated record